AUGACCACCAUACAUGCCUACACAUUCGUAAACACCGCCAACCUGGAAAUAUUAUUAAAAGAGCAUUUCAACGACUUUCGUCGACAUGAUAUUAACAUCACAGCCAAGUAUGCAGUCCGCGAUUUCAUCAGAGACAGGUUUGUCGAGUAUGGUUUAGAUGUGUCAAUGCAUGAAUUUGCGACUAGGAAACCAGAGUUCACAGGAUCCAACGUAAUUGGUAUCCUGAACGGCCAGAAAGCUAUGACGUCGGACGAUAAGAUCGUACUGCUAGGAUCGCAUUAUGACACAGCCGAUACAACGCCUGGCGUUGACGAUAACGGAAGUGGCAUGGCAUUACUAUUGGAGACGGCUCGAGUGGUGACGUCACAUUGCAAUCCAGAAUACACAAUCAUAUUCGUGGCAUUCGACUACGCGGAGUUCACAGUAUCUUGGGCAGAUGACCCAUGCUAUUGGAAUGUACCAUGUGGAAGUCAGCGUUUUGUGGAAGACUGGCUGGUCUCGUUCCUGCAGGAUCGUGAUUCCCCUGAAUUCCAGGGAGCUUUCAUCGCUGAUACUUUGAUGAACUGGGAUGACAAUAACAACACGCAAGAUCUGCCAGGUGCUUUUAAUGUUUUAUUUACGGAUACGUACACUAGAAUUCGUGAUAAUGGUUUUCGUGGGGAUUUCUUAUUUGUCUAUUCACGACCAGAAGAUGCAACAUUAAUGGAAACCUUCGCGUCUCAUUAUAACAGUCAGGAUGGUAGUGCGUAUCGUAUUGAAUGCCUGUUACUUCCUAUCACUGGUCAGCCUACUACAUACCAGGAACGUUUCUAUACCAACCAGCUUAGAAGCGAUCAUCAUAACUUCUGGCGAAACAGUAAUAGUUUUAAAGCUGUCCAGCUCACUGAUUCAGCUAAUUUCCGGGGAUACAUGCAAUCUUGUCAUCAUCGUUUGUGCGAUGACGUCAACCCAAUUACGCCAGAAAUAAUACAAUUUUUAGCCAAAACUACAAAAGCAAUAGUAGCGACAUUAUUAGAAAUGAGUGCCACUCCGUCAUAUUGUCCAGAUGGAAGAGGUAACCCCCCAAGUACGAUUAGUUUGAGGAGUUCUAAAGAACCGACGACACUGGAGGCCCCAAAGCAAUCUACAAAAACAACAGAACUGCAACAGAUAUCCAAACCAGCCAGAGUAACCAAUACAGCAAGGACAAUGACAUUCAAUACAAUAGUAAUUUGUAUCCACACAUCCGCUUCCAUAGCAAUAUAUUUUGUAUAUACAGAAAGGUGACACGUCAUUUGCUGAUAUUGAUGGUAAAAAUAGCUUUAAUGUCCCCGAAAACACUUUCCAUUCAUUAUAGAAAAUCGUUUUAUUUAUUCGUGUAUAUGUAAAUAAGUUUGUGACGUCAUUGUAUAUAAUUUACAUAUAUUAUAAUCGGUGCUAUACUCAGUUGUGUCAUUCCCUCCGCGGUGUCGACAUGGUGGCAUCAAUCAUCGCACAUGCGUGCCACACUUGACGUGGCCUAUUUUCAACCGUUGUAUAUAAGCAAUCUCUUCUCAUCAAAUACCAGAAUUAUACCUGGUCUCAUACAGCAAGGACUACGCAGGAAAAUCUCCGAAGUUAGAAAAACGGGAGAAUAUGUUACGUAAUAUUAUACAGAACAAAGGUGGAUGCCAAUCAGAAUGGGCUCUUACUAUAGCUUUCUGAUAGUUUGGUCAAAGUAAUAUUCGUCAAGAUAUAUAAAUCGGACAUGAA
Saccoglossus kowalevskii is the source of this 1731-nucleotide messenger RNA. RefSeq lists its product as uncharacterized. Gene Ontology annotation, molecular function: metalloexopeptidase activity. Gene Ontology annotation, biological process: proteolysis. The record is from RefSeq and is a predicted model, not a curated record. NCBI's taxonomy places the organism in Eukaryota, Metazoa, Hemichordata, Enteropneusta, Harrimaniidae.